AUCUGCGCUAAAAUCGAACAAAAGUUGGAGAGAAAAGAUUCAGGUAUUGUAGAAAUCAAUUUUCCUGCUGGAGAACCUAGCAACCUUAAAUUAUGUGAAGAUAUUCACAAUGUCUUUAACACUGAAAUAAUUGGAGAUAGUCUAUUUAUCAACUGUAAUAAUGGAGAAAAAGAGAUCAUCCAUCGAAAACUAGCAAAUUCGGUUGAAAACCAAAAUCAAUAUUGGUGGACAAGUAACAACAAUAUAUGUAUAGUCAGAAAUAACCAGUACAGACCUGAUGUAGGUGUGUGGUUUCGAUUUUUAACUUGUCCACAAAGAAGGAUGCCGAUUACUUAUACAUGUUCACCUCCAAAUAUUUGA
This is a messenger RNA of Dentiscutata erythropus, 360 nucleotides long. Lineage: Eukaryota; Fungi; Glomeromycota; Glomeromycetes; Diversisporales; Gigasporaceae. The record is from the annotation of a GenBank genome assembly.